GUGAGCGAGCGAGCCUGGGGGGGACUGAGUCACUUCAGUCGGAGCCAGUCAGUGGCGAGGCUAGAGCUGUAGCUCCGUCCCCUCCAGUGCGCUCGCAGCCACAGCGGCAGCUCCUCGUCACUCGGUCCCCGGCAGGAGCAGCAGCGGUCGCGCCACCGUCUCGGCAGCGAUUAGAGCAACCGGCAGAAGCCGCGGCUCCUAGGCGCCGCCGGCAGCUCCAGCCUCUCCCCCCCUCCUUCCCUCCCUCCCUCCCCUCCAUUCCCGUUAAGGUUCAGGGAUCACCAACUCUCAAUACCCUACACCCUCCCCCAGUUACCCUUAAACCACGGCCACAUCUACCCAACAUGAGAACAUAAAACCAGUAUUUAUAUAUCAAAAAAGGACUCUCAGUCUACCAUUUUUAAAUUAUAUUUUCAAAGACCUUGUCUUCUAUUUCCCUUCAAAUUAAUGGUGGUCAUCAAGCCCUGAAAAUUCUCAAGAGCAGAAGUGUGACCAAACCACAUUUUGCCAUGAGUGGACUUCUGAAACGAAAGUUUGAAGAAGUGGAGGGUGAUCCUUGUUACUCUUCAUCUUCUCCUUCGUCAACCUCCAACUCGUCCUCUUCUUCAUCCUCCGCAGCAUCUUGUUCUUCGUCCUCGAGCUGGGACUCUGAUGAUGACAACUGUUGUGGUGAAACAUGGGCAACUAGACGUACUGCAGCUUUCCCCUCAACACCUUUUACCCCAGUCCCCAUCCUGAAGAGAGCUAAACGCACAAGAAAGAACCAUGUCCAAUUUGAUCGUGUCGUUGUGUUCUAUUUUGCACGGUGUCAGGGGUUCACCAGCGUUCCGAGCCAGGGUGGCUGCACCUUGGGCAUGGCCAGCAAGCACAGCUCAUGCCAGCAGUACACACUGGCAGAGUUUGCCAAAGAACAGGAGCAAGUUCGCUCUGAGAAAAUCAAGGAACUCUUGAAAGAACAGAAGCUGAAUUCACUAAGGCUACAGUUGACUAAGAAUGGGACUGCUGACUCUGAAGAGGCUGACCGGCUCACUGUUGAUGACAUUUCGGAUGAUGAUAUCGAUGUCGGCGAGGUGGAGCUAGACAGCAGUUUCUUUCCACAGCCAUACCCAGCCAAGAAACGGCACACAAUGCUAAAAGCAGCUGGAGUUAAGAAGAUUGACCGCGAGGAAAAGCGAGAGCUGAAUGCAAUCAGGAUGUCGCGUGAGGACUGUGGUUGUGACUGCAAGGGUUUCUGUGAGCCAGAGACUUGUAGCUGUAGCCUGGCUGGAAUUAAAUGCCAAAUGGAUCGCAUGUCCUUUCCCUGUGGAUGUACAAAGGAUGGUUGUGGUAAUACGAUGGGUAGGAUAGAGUUCAACUCUGCUAGAGUACAGACGCACUUCAUCCACACCAUCAUGAAGCUGGACUUGGAGACACGGCAAGUAAACAGUGCAAAUAAGAAUGAAGAAUCAGAGACACUGCUCUUGGAGAAUUCUCAGCAUUAUGGUUACUCAGCAGACAAAAACGUGUUCCAAGACAGAAGUGCCUCUGUAACGCCAGCCUUUCAGUACAGCGAGGAGUCUGAUGACAGCGAGGAAAACAGCUGUAGCAGUGACAUGACUGACUUUACUUCAUCAAAUUACAGUGAGGAGGCAGAUGAGGGAGCUGAUGACCGUUUCUUGGAUAAUGGACCACAGUCUCACCAAACUGCAGACAUAGAUGAUGACGGACUAGCUCGGAUACUCCACUUUAAUGAUUCUGACAAUGAGUGUGGUAAUGAUACCGACAACCGGGAUGGAUUUCCCUACUUUAGCCCUUCUGAUUUUUUCUGUGAGACUGGUGACCAACACAGUGGCAUGGAAAACUGCAAGUUCAAUGCUGAGUUUUACACUAAUCACUUGUCCACUUUGGAUGAGAAUGCCAAUCAAGAGGGGAGUUUCCCCCUGGGUGAUAUAGCUCCAAUGCAGGGCAACAACCAGGUCUAUCCUCCUCCUCACUGCCCAGAGCAGGGCUCAAAAAGCUACACUGACCUCAGCCUGUCAACUGACUCUUUCGAGUUUUUCCAGUCAUUCUCAGAAUUCAACUACGGAUCAUUUCAUAACCCACAGAAAGACUACGAAAGUAUAGAUAAUUGUCCAACACUCCAAUUUCAGUUCCCUGGGUUUCCUAGUUUCUCCCAGGCUACUGACCCUGGUAGCUGUUUCCUGGAGUCUCUUAUUGGUCUAGCUGAGCCAAUCACAGCAGACUCAUUCCCAGAGCCUCCUAAACCUUUCCCUGACAGUCAGCACCUUGAAGAAGCCAUCAAAACCUCCAUCAUGGAAACUGUGAAGGUUUGACUUUGAAUUAUGGAAAUGACUGGUUCCAAAAUCCUUCAGUUCUUUUAAAAGAUAUCUGAAAGAUAUCUUAAUGAAAUAAUUGAUGUAUUUGGGGGCAGAUGUGGGGAGGGGGAACGGGACACAAUUAAAAUGUCAGGGAAUCUUUCUCCACUAAUUAGCCCUCAAUUAUAUUCACCUUGGAAUGUGAGAGGCUACAAACGGCAAAAAUAUUUUUCAACUUGGACAAGUGGGAGAAAGACUCCUGACCAUCAGUUGGUGGUAAUUUUUUUUGAGAGAACUAGAUAUUGUUGAAACCUGAAAGGUAUUUGGGCAUUGGAAUCGUGACUCAUCAAUGCCAAAUAUCAGUGGUACUUUAGUGAAGAAUGAGGCAGGUGACAAUUAAAGAAAAAAUGGAAGAAGUCUACUUGUUUGGCUUCUUAUCAAUGGUUAUCUGACAGAUAAAAUUAUUUGGACAAUAAUAAUGUCUUUGUGACCAGCCCUGUUCAAAGUGUCACCAUUGCUAUCAUCAGCCCCAUUCACCUUUCCUAAACUAUGUGCCAUCUUUUGUUACUCCUGCAUCUGCUUUCGAUUCUGAAGUCAGUGGCCCAUUCUAGACAAUGGUUCCAUGUUGCUGCUAGAUCUUUGUAAUCUCAUUCCAGUGCCUGUUUCAUGAAAUCAUGGAAAGUGGUUUAGCUAGACAAGCCUGAUGCUUGCUGCUACACAACUGUUCUUUCCAGUGAAGGUGUCACCAUUGGGAGUGGGUGCCUUGGCUGAUUUCAUACCAACCACUGAGUCUGAAGCCCAUAGAAGCAUCAGAGCAGUUGCCCUCACCCUGGCUGAGAUUGGGUAUGUAAUAAACCAGCUAUUGAACCUGGAACAUUUCCAGUGUGUCUGAUUCAGCAACAAUACAUUUGUACACUAAACUAUUUUUUGGGAUCUCCCAUCAUACUACUUAAAGAUAGAUGUUUGAGAGAAGCCUUGUUCAUGCAUAUACAUUGUCUCACACCUGCUUUGGAUUUAGUAAUUAGUGACCAGGAAAAAAUUACUUUUCUAGGUGAAAAAGUACUCCUUUUUAUCUCAUGGUGAGAGCUGUAACUGAGAUGGUGCAGUGACAGUAUAGAUUGAAGUGGUUCCAAUGACACGACUUGCAUUUAUGUAGUGCCUUCAACAUUGAAAACAUCAAAGGUGUUUCACAGGUGCAUUGAGUCAAAAUUUGACAGAGAUUCAAAAGGAGAAAUGGAGCAGAUAAACUAUAUCUUGGUGAAAAGAGAUAUGUGUGUGUGUUAAGCUCCAUCCAAAUUGGUGAAGGGGACAUAGGAAGGUUUAAUGAGGUCCACAGGCUAGAUGAGCUGGCAUGGUUAGAACUGGACUAAGAAAUUCAUGGUUCACUACAGUGCUAGUAGAAAUUACACUAAGGUGUAAGGGCAUAGCAGAAAUUUUUAUUGAUCAGGUUUUGAUUUCCCUUCAGGGCUACAAUUCCUAACCCUACACAUUUGAAUCCAGCUAUUAAAGGUAAAGAUUGCAAUUUGACUUCAAGAUGGUUAGAGACCAUUACCAAAAAUAGAUGUGGCAACUUCUCACUGUAAAUCUAAUGCUGUGGUGUAUAUAUACCUCUACUAUAAUGCUGGUUACAUCAAGUGCCAAGAGCACUGAAACUGUGCCAACCUUCAAAUUUAUUGUUUUAGGCAACUUCUCUCUGGCCAGCAAUCUGUUGGUUGCUCAUCUCCUGUCUCAUUCACUGGAUGAAUAGAACUUGGAUAUUUUUGAAAUAAACAAAUAUAAUAAGUGGAUUCUUUUCACAUUUCAUAAUGGAAUAGGAUUGAACCUCUGCAUUCUCAGACGAGAAGAGAUUGCAGUACAAUUAAUUUAUAUAUUUCGGAUCCAGCACAUGAAAACAGAAAAUGCUGAAAGUGCACUGGAGAUCUGUUGACAUGAAUUUUAGAUGUAAGCCUUCAAUGAAGGAUUUCACAGUUUAACAAUGACUUGACUUACACACACUGAUUGAUCUGCUUUGCAUUUUUAGCAUUUUGUGUUUUUAGUACUGUUUUUCCGAUAUUCACAGCCUCUAUUAUAUAUCUGCAAAAGAUAGACACUUUGAAUGGCAAAGGGUUAAUUCACAAAUGAACUGACUUACUAUGCAAAGUCUUAACUACAGCUGAGCCCAACAAAUCAUGAUUUGCAAGUGCAAAGUACAUUGAUAAAGCCAACCUGAGACAAGGUCUUAAAUAACAGGAGGUUAAUGAGUAAUUUUUUUUGUAAUACUGGACCUAGAGUAUUACGUGUGCAGUUUUUAUUUAUUUUGUACUUCUGUAUUUAUUUAUUUUUGUACAUGCAGUACUGCAAGAAGCACUGUGGUUUAAUAAUGAAACAAUGGAAGUGCAAUACAGCCUUUCCGUAGCACUGAUCCCUCUGAUCAUGACACUGUUAUAAUAGCUAAGUGUUUGCUUGAGCAGCACUGUCACUAGUCUUGAGUCCCACCUGCAAAAGAGAACAAAAUUGCAUAUAACCAGCUGCAUGUUGCAGUUGUGACCAUGCACUUUUUUUUCUACCACACCACCUUAAUUCAUCACCUCAAAAUGGUCCUGUAGUCAUUAGGGCCAGACUUCUUCCUAAUGUUUUCCACAGCCUAAUAGUGUCCACACACAAGCCAAGUUCACAAAGGCAAAACCUUUACUGUUGCCUGAGUGUCUUCUGGUGCAAACAUUUCCUCCCAAAUCCUAGUGACAGUAUUGCUCCAGUCAAGCUAAAUACUUAUCAUGAGUUCUCGGCUUUUCUCCAAGAUCUCCACAAAUGAGGGUGUUUUAAGAUUUGAAAAGUACCUUCUGGUAGGAAGUCAUUUUUUUAAGGAAAAAUUAUGUGGAUUGCAUUCAAACAUUUAGUGUUUUAGGCUGUAUUUUUUGGCUUGAAGUUUGUAGCUCUAAAGGUGCUAGCGAUUUAAAAUCUUUAAUUAUUUAAAAAAAUUCCGCGAAGUAGCUAAUUUUUUGUUAAGCUUUACAGUAUAUAAUUUAUUGAAAUUCUGUGAGGAAGUGGCAUACAUGGUUCAGCCCUGCCCAAAUAUGCAGAGGAACUAUAAACAUUUUAUUAGCAGAGGGGAAAAUUAGGAUACUAACAAUAAGAACCAAAAGUUGGAACAACCCAAGCUGGCAAGGAUUUAUUAAAAUUAAUGCUACUGAAUUAUCUUCCAAAGAACUCGCUCCUGAUAGGAUUCUUAAAUGUUCAAUUUUUCCCUUUUUUCUAUGCUCUGUCUCCCUGGUACUUUUGAAACUAAUAGACUAGUCAGUUUGAAAGUUAACUGGUGGUGUGUGUAGUAGACCUUCUCUCAAAUUUUGAAAGUGACAAGCUAACUUGUGGAGUAGGGAUAACAAUUGGCUCAUUCCCACUACAAGUGCUUUAUGAAUAUCCACAGAGUCACCCUGUAUUCUAUUUUAACCAAAGUAGCAAGAAUUGUUCAAUAGGGUUAAUUGUUCAUAAACAAGUAACACAUUUGUCAUUUCUACCUAACUUCUAUUAAAAUCAGCAGAGUUUAGUUAAAUAAUUCCCUAUUCAUUGGUCAUAGGUGAUGACUUUAGCUCUCUUUCCCAUUUUUCUUGUCUUUUAGCUUUACUUACUCUGAAUUACUUAAAACAAAACUUGUAUUGACAUCUUAAAAGUGGACACAUAUUCAAUUUCCCAUUUAAAGGGAUAAUGGAUAACAUUAGGAAAAACUAAUUAAAAAGUUUGUAGGUGAGUUGGAAUCAUCUACAUGCUUGUGCAAAGUAGCUUAUUUAUUUCCUAGGUAAUUUCAUUUACAACAAUAGUCAUCCAUAUUCCCUUGGCAUUUCAGUUCAUUUAGGAGAAGGGAGUGUUCUAAUGUCAGAAGAGGGCUUUGUGGCCAACUCAAUGACAUUUUCCCCUGCCCCCCCAUAAAGUUUCUCUGCAUAAGUAUCCUGGACCACGCAACAUGCAGCUGUACUGCCCUUAAAAAAAAGAACUAUUUAUUUUUGUUUCUCUUUUCAUUUGCAUGUGUCUGAGAAAUUCAAUUCUGUUCCUUCUCAAAGGCACUAGAAAUCUGUAAAUAAGUUAAAUGUCACUCCAUUGUAUGAUUCAUUUUUUUGCUUGUUUGUACAUAGAAAAAAAAUGAAAAUUGGUAUUUAUUACAAGACUGAGAUAAUGUUAUGUAUUGAUUUGUCUGUACAUCUCCCAUUUGCCUUCAAUAUGUAAAUUAUAUAUUAGACUUCAAUAAUUUUGCAGAAUGGUACAAUGAUUAUUUUUAAAUGAACACAUGCAUUUAGCUUAAUCUGUAAAAUAUGUUGGUGAAUUACAUGCUAUUCAUCCAAGCCGUAUGAAGCCAUUUUCAUCAUACUUUUAAAUAAUAAAAGAACUGUAUAUGCAAG
Messenger RNA from Pristis pectinata (smalltooth sawfish), 6664 nucleotides. It is a transcript of the gene csrnp1b, whose product is annotated as cysteine-serine-rich nuclear protein 1b. Lineage: Eukaryota; Metazoa; Chordata; Chondrichthyes; Rhinopristiformes; Pristidae. Gene Ontology annotation, cellular component: nucleus. Gene Ontology annotation, biological process: regulation of transcription by RNA polymerase II. Gene Ontology annotation, molecular function: sequence-specific DNA binding; DNA-binding transcription factor activity, RNA polymerase II-specific. The record is from RefSeq and is a predicted model, not a curated record. The transcript has 5 exons. Bases 510 to 2312 code for a protein of 600 amino acids.